CUUUUCCGAAGUAGCGGGACAAGAGCCACGGGAAGGAACAGUUCCGAGUUCCCAAUCCCGACGUCCUAGCCGCGCCCAGGAGGUGCCUCCUGUGUCCACGCGCUUCCCAGCCAGGCAGCCCUGGCAGAUCCUAUUUUCUGUUCCCCCGAUUCUGGUACCUCUCCCUCCCGCCCUCGGUGCGCAGCCGUCCUCCUGCAGUGCCUGCUUCUCCAGGGGCGAAACCGAUCAGGGAUCAGGCCACCCGCCUCCUGAACAUCCCUCCUUAGUUCCCACAGUCUAAUGCCUUGUGGAAGCAAAUGAGCCACAGAAGCUGAAGGAAAAACUGCCAUUCUUUCUUUCUAAUACCUGGAGAGAGGCAACGACAGACUAUGAGCAGCAUCGAACAAACGACGGAGAUCCUGUUGUGCCUCUCACCUGCCGAAGCUGCCAAUCUCAAGGAAGGAAUCAAUUUUGUUCGAAAUAAGAGCACUGGCAAGGAUUACAUCUUAUUUAAGAAUAAGAGCCGCCUGAAGGCAUGUAAGAACAUGUGCAAGCACCAAGGAGGCCUCUUCAUUAAAGACAUUGAGGAUCUAAAUGGAAGGUCUGUUAAAUGCACAAAACACAACUGGAAGUUAGAUGUGAGCAGCAUGAAGUAUAUCAAUCCUCCUGGAAGCUUCUGUCAAGACGAACUGGUUGUAGAAAAGGAUGAAGAAAAUGGAGUUUUGCUUCUAGAACUAAAUCCUCCUAACCCGUGGGAUUCAGACCCCAGAUCUCCUGAAGAUUUGGCUUUUGCGGAAGUGCAGAUCACGUACCUUACUCACGCCUGCAUGGACCUCAAGCUGGGAGACAAGAGGAUGGUGUUCGACCCUUGGUUAAUCGGUCCUGCUUUUGCGCGAGGAUGGUGGUUACUACACGAGCCUCCAUCUGAUUGGCUGGAGAGGCUGAGCCGCGCAGAUUUAAUUUACAUCAGUCACAUGCACUCAGACCACCUGAGUUACCCAACACUGAAGAAGCUUGCUGAGAGAAAACCAGAUGUUCCCAUUUAUGUUGGAAACACGGAAAGGCCUGUAUUUUGGAAUCUGAAUCAGAGUGGCGUCCAGUUGACUAAUAUCAAUGUAGUGCCAUUUGGAAUAUGGCAGCAGGUAGACAAAAAUCUUCGAUUCAUGAUCUUGAUGGAUGGCGUUCAUCCUGAGAUGGACACUUGCAUUAUUGUGGAAUACAAAGGUCAUAAAAUUCUCAAUACAGUGGAUUGCACCAGACCCAAUGGAGGAAGGCUGCCUAUGAAGGUUGCAUUAAUGAUGAGUGAUUUUGCUGGAGGAGCUUCAGGCUUUCCAAUGACUUUCAGUGGUGGAAAAUUUACUGAGGAAUGGAAAGCCCAAUUCAUUAAAACAGAAAGGAAGAAACUCCUGAACUACAAGGCUCGGCUGGUGAAGGACCUACAACCCAGAAUUUACUGCCCCUUUGCUGGGUAUUUCGUGGAAUCCCACCCAUCAGACAAGUAUAUUAAGGAAACAAACAUCAAAAAUGACCCAAAUGAACUCAACAAUCUUAUCAAGAAGAAUUCUGAGGUGGUAACCUGGACCCCAAGACCUGGAGCCACUCUUGAUCUGGGUAGGAUGCUAAAGGACCCAACAGACAGCAAGGGCAUCGUAGAGCCUCCAGAAGGGACUAAGAUUUACAAGGAUUCCUGGGAUUUUGGCCCAUAUUUGAAUAUCUUGAAUGCUGCUAUAGGAGAUGAAAUAUUUCGUCACUCAUCUUGGAUAAAAGAAUACUUCACUUGGGCUGGAUUUAAGGAUUAUAACCUGGUAGUCAGGAUGAUUGAGACCGAUGAGGACUUCAGCCCUUUGCCUGGAGGAUAUGAUUAUUUGGUUGACUUUCUGGAUUUAUCCUUUCCGAAAGAAAGACCAAGCCGGGAACAUCCAUAUGAGGAAAUUCGGAGCCGGGUUGAUGUCAUCAGACACGUGGUGAAGAAUGGUCUGCUCUGGGAUGACUUGUACAUAGGAUUCCAAACCCGGCUUCAGCGGGAUCCUGAUAUAUACCAUCAUCUGUUUUGGAAUCAUUUUCAAAUAAAACUCCCCCUCACACCACCUGACUGGAAGUCCUUCCUGAUGUGCUCUGGGUAGAGAGGACCUGAGCUGUCCCAGGGGCGCCCAACAACAUGAAAAAUUCAAGAAUUUAUUGCUGCUACAUCAAAGCUUAUACCAGAGAUUAUGCCUUAUAGACAUCAGCAAUGGAUAAUUACAUGUUGCACUUGUGAAAUGUGCACAUAUCCUGUUUAUGAAUCACCGCAUAGCCAGAUUAUCAAUAUUUUACUUAUUUCGUAAAAAAUCCACAAUUUUCCAUAACAGAAUCAACGUGUGCAAUAGGAACAAGAUUGCUAUGGAAAACGAGGGUAACAGGAGGAGAUAUUAAUCCAAGCAUAGAAAAAAUAGACAAAUGAGGGGCCAUAAGGGGAAUAUAGGGAAGAGAAAAAAAUUAAGAUGGAAUUUUAAAAGGAGAAUGUAAAAAAUAGACAUUUUGUUCUUUAAUAGGUUGAUUCCUCAAAUAGAGCCCAUGAAUAUAAUCAAAUAGGAAGGGUUCAUGAGCUGUUUUCAAUUUUUCAAAAAGCUUUGUUGAAAUCAUAGACUUAGCAAAACAAGGCUGUAGAGGCCACCCUAAAAUGGAAAAUUUCACUGGGACUGAAAUUAUUUUGAUUCAAUGACAAAAUUUGUUAUUUACUGCAGAUUAUAAACUCUAACAAAUAGCGAUCUCUUUGCUUCAUAAAAACAUAAACACUAACUAGUAAUAAAAUGAGUUCUGCAGACAAAAA
Phacochoerus africanus (Common warthog) is the source of this 2788-nucleotide messenger RNA. RefSeq names its product cytidine monophosphate-N-acetylneuraminic acid hydroxylase. The record is from RefSeq and is a predicted model, not a curated record. The transcript has 16 exons. Bases 369 to 2102 code for a protein of 577 amino acids. NCBI's taxonomy places the organism in Eukaryota, Metazoa, Chordata, Mammalia, Artiodactyla, Suidae. Gene Ontology annotation, molecular function: 2 iron, 2 sulfur cluster binding.